Molecule: messenger RNA, 3262 nt
Organism: Linum trigynum
Lineage: Eukaryota; Viridiplantae; Streptophyta; Magnoliopsida; Malpighiales; Linaceae
Source: the annotation of a GenBank genome assembly
AACUAGGAUAAAUGUAAUUCACAUAAGAAAAAAAAAGUAAAAAUGAUUGUCUGAUGUGAAUUUGGCGAAUAAUUCAUCUUUCAUCUUCACCUCCUAUUUAUAACCACAAGAAGUAAAUUCUUUGUGAAACUACUCGAUUGACGUGGAGAGAUAGUUACCCUCUCAACUACGGUGGUUCCCUUCCCUCCUUAGUCUUGACCCCCCCUUUUUUGGGUACGUAACUCCUCCUUAACUUUGGAUAGUGUAAAAAGGAUGACAUGACUAAGACAUGGCGACUCACGCUCAUUAUGCCUCACCUCAUUGGCUUCAAGAUGAACAAUGUACCCCAUAUUUAUUGCAUCUCACUUUAUGUUGAUGAUUGAUAACUUUUUGUUCAUAGUGUUUAUCACUCUCAUAUAUUUGAUACAUUUUCAUCUUCCAUUAAUGCAGAUCUUUAGUAGCUUUCAUUAUAUUUCACAUGAAUAUUGUAAGUGUUUAAAUUAUGUGCUCAAGAUAUACACAGAAUGUGUUUUUGUCACUAUAUUACGCCUUUUUUGUAUUAUUUUGUUUGGUUUGGAGUAGGAAGUUAUUCCCAGCCCCUAGGCAUGGGCUUAUACUGUGACGAAAACUUAGAUAAUUUUCCAUUUAACCUGCUUUGACGGCUAAACAACCAAAACCAUGUCACCAUUUGUACUACUUCAGUUCCUCUCUCAUUAGUAACCAACUUCGGUCGACCCAACUUUCUUUCUUAUUCUUCAAUAUCGUCGUAUGUAAAAAAUAUUUAUUACUUAAAACGUUUAGGCGCCGCGGACGCCUAAGUGUCCUAGGCGCUUGGCAGGAACCCAACACCUGCCUAGCACCUUCUUGAACCUUAAUUCUAACACAAUCUUUCGAUUUUAGACUAUCAUACGUACACCCUAGUCUGCACAUACCCAACACAAAAUUGUUUUCGGUAUCGAACUACUAUUAGUAAUAUCCUAGUCCAUGGUGUUGAAAUUAUUUUUGUAUACUCUCUGAUUUUGGGAGACUCUUCCUUCCACGUACGAUUCCUGGUUUCAAUCUUAGUUCCUCCCGAAACUAUUGGCGCCAGUUUCUAACAAAAAAAAAAAAAAAAAUUUCGUUGCACAAGCAGCCCUAGAACGACAGAAAAUCAGAUUGUUCAAACAUUUGACAGAAGAAGAUAAACAGGAAAGGGAAUUGGAGACGACACAGAUAUGAAAAACCAAACCAGAAGAACCCACUCAUUUUAUUGAAAAGAGAUUAAAAAAGAACAAAUCUUUCCAAUAGAAUCCUUCAUCUUUUACUGUCAAUUUUGUGGGCUUUUGGUUUUCAAAUCCCCUACGAGGUUGGUUCAACUGGGGUGGGAGAAAAUAAGAAAACCCAUGAAUGAGUUCAAAGGCGAUGACCAAGAGCCCUACAAGCUCCAAUCCUAGCACCCCUGAUAAUUCUGCCAGGGGUGGCGACAAGAAGAAGAAGUCAAUAAUCCCAAAGAUCUUCAGCUCAAAGAAAAUCAACAGGGGAGGAUCCAACGACGAUAUUCUUGGAUCAGAUGCCGAAGCCCCCACCCCAUCCCCGGAAGAUAACAAAGAUACAACCAAGAGAAAAUCGUUGGUGGAUUCCCCUGCUUUAAUGCGCAAAAACUUCUCAGAAAGAGGGACGAGUCCUGGACUCGAAGGUCUGAACCUGUCCAACUUCGAGCAGUCCAUGACCUCAACCACAGAAAUCAAAGAAUUUCGGAUCUAUGUCGCGACAUGGAACGUUGGAGGCAGGACACCCGACGCCAGCUUGAACCUCGAAGAUUUCCUCCAAGUAGAUGAAACUCCUGACUUAUACAUUUGUGGGUUUCAGGAAAUUGUCCCUCUCAGCGCAGGAAAUGUGCUUGUGAUUGAAGACAGCGAGCCAGCAACAAAAUGGUUGGCACUUAUAAGCCAAACGAUCAACAAGACGAUGAACUGCAACAUCGUUCACCCGGGAUCUCCAGUUUCAGGUCAACUUUCAUCCAAGGCUCAAAACAAGGAUGCAAAGUCCCAUAACUUCUUCAACAAGCAAUCAGUCAAGGUCCUGACGAAGAACCUCAGGGUAGACGCCAGCCUUCUGAAGAUCUGCAACUGUGCUAGUGAUCUUCCCACACGAGACUGGCAGCAGCGUGGGAGAGAGUUCAGUGGGCCGCUGACCAACCGCGGCAUGGGGAGUCAGGAUUUCGGGUUGGAUGAUGAAUGUCCUCCGAAUGAACCUGCACCGUCCCCUGGUUCGAACACCAACCAGAUGGUCUAUAGCCUCGUAAGCUCCAAGCAAAUGGUCGGGAUUUUUCUGUCGGUUUGGGCUAGGAAGGAAUUGGUGCCGCACAUUGGUCAUCUCAGGACUUCUUCAUGUGGGACUGGGAUCAUGGGCUGCCUCGGCAACAAGGGAUGCAUAGCAAUAAGCAUGUCAUUGCACCGAACGAGCUUUUGCUUCGUGUGUAGUCAUUUGGCGUCAGGGGAAAAGGAAGGCGACGAAUUGAAGAGGAAUGCCGAUGUUUCUGAGAUCCUGAGGAGCGUUCAGUUCCCCAAGAUAUGCAAGAACCAAAUCAACCGAGCACCGGAAAAGAUCACCGGGCACGAUCGAGUGUUUUGGUUCGGGGACCUGAACUACAGGAUAUCGCUGAGCUACGAGGAAACCAAAGUCCUACUUGAAGAGAAUGAAUGGGACACCCUUCUUGACAGGGAUCAACUUAACAUGGAGAGAGAAGCAGGGAGGGUGUUUGAUGACUUCUGUGAAGGAAGGAUUCUGUUUGCUCCCACUUACAAGUACUCACUCAACUCGGAUUUGUACGCCGGAGAAACAGUGAAGAACAAGAAGAAACGCAGAACCCCUGCCUGGUGCGAUCGAGUGCUAUGGCGCGGAGAAGGGGUGGAGCAAAUGUCGUACAUAAGAGUGGAGUACAGAUAUUCGGAUCACAGACCGGUUUGCGCAAUCUUCUCGGUAGAGGUGGAAAUGAGUGCUACAAGAAACAGCAACAACAGGUUCAGGAAAGGCUAUAGUUGUACAGCUCCAAGAGUUCGAUACGAUAAUGACUGUAGUAACCUCCAAAGACACAACUUCUAUGGCUACUAACUAACUAAUAUCAUCCCAAAAACAACAGAAAAAAGGGUUACCCUCUUGGGAACAACAUAUACAUAGACUCUCUUCUUGACUCUUGAAUAGCAUUUCCCCCACUGAAACUAGGUCUCCCUCUGUAAACCUCCAAUUCUCAAUCUCUCAUUCAUGUGCAACCAUGUCGAUAUAAUGCACCGAAUUCCAGUGA